UUGCUGAUGCCAACAGCAAAGGUAGUGUUAAUAUGUAGGUGCUUUGUUCCCAAUAUGCAAGUGGUCUUUUACAAAUAGAGCUGAUUUCAUAAUCCUCCCUCGCAUGCUUCUAACCAACUAUUUUUUGUUCUGUUCAGUCUUGAUGCACAUGUAUUUGGUCUUCUCUUCAUAACAAUAUUCCUCCUUUGCAUGCUUUUAACCAACUAUUUGUUUGUCUGCUCAGUCAUGAUGCACAUCUAAUUGGCCCUUUUUUCAAUGAAAGGUUCACUGAAUGUGGGAGCAGUUGCUGGUGGGGCAGUUGGAGCACUGGUGGUGGUUGUUCUGAUUGUCCUUGCCACUGCCCUCAUCUGCUGGAAACUCUCAUCGCGAUGCAACAAACUGUCAGGCUAUAGCAACCUGAGGCGGAGGCAACCAGGAGAGGCGGUGCACCUCUUCAGAGAUGAAGAUGAAGAAGCUGAAGAACCUCUCUACAGCACAAACCAAACCGACGAAGGUCCUUUUGAACUCUAACGCUGAGUGUUUGACAUUCAGCUUGCCGUUAUACGUGACUAUUGCUCAUAAUCAAUUUAUUGUUACUGAUAAUCACUCCAUGUCAUUUUGAACAAUAACCAUGUGCUUUCGUGCUUGGUAUAUAUAUACCAGUGUGUUUUUGUAUAAUAAGCACUGUACAUACAAUAAUGUAUAAUUAUGUGACUCUAAAUACGUGUAAAAACACAUGCGAAAU
This is a messenger RNA of Geodia barretti, 724 nucleotides long. The record is from the annotation of a GenBank genome assembly. Lineage: Eukaryota; Metazoa; Porifera; Demospongiae; Tetractinellida; Geodiidae.